Epinephelus fuscoguttatus (brown-marbled grouper) is the source of this 2278-nucleotide messenger RNA. RefSeq names its product ras and Rab interactor 3-like. The transcript is spliced from 6 exons. NCBI's taxonomy places the organism in Eukaryota, Metazoa, Chordata, Actinopteri, Perciformes, Serranidae. The record is from RefSeq and is a predicted model, not a curated record. The coding region runs from base 138 to 1934 and encodes 598 amino acids.
UAGGAACACACGUCAUGACAGGCCGAAGUGGAAGGGAAGUGGAGUUUUCAUCGCUGUGAAGUAGAUGGAAGAACAGGGAGCAUGCCAACAUAAAGUGGAGCCGGAGGGGACAAAUAAAGAAGGAUCGGGGCAAAGAGAUGGCACAAGAAGAGCCGCUGUAUGAUUUCCCAGAGCCCACCCAGCCGUCAGAGCGCAAGUUCGCAGGGCAUCAAAGAGGACAGGGCUCUCUGAAAAACAUCAGCAUACUGGACCGUCUGCUGCUCACAGUCCCCGUGUGGCUUCAGCUGUCCAUCAAUGCUGCCACCGCACUGCACAUACUGCAGAGGGAGCCUCCUGGGAGCUUCCUGGUGCGCAAGUCUCGCACGUCCCAGAGAAACGUGCUGUGUGUCCGCUUGGCAGAUGACAGCGUGCCGUCCUUCGUUCAGCAGUUUGGCAUCAGGGAGGAACACUCAAGCAAGACUCUGUCUCUGGAGACUUCAGCCAUCAGCUUUCCAGAUCUCCCAAGACUCAUUUCCUUCUACUGUGUCAGCAGAGAUGUAUUAUGCUUCCCUCUGGAGCUCCCUGAAGCUAUUGCAAGGGCAACAUCACACAAAGAGCUGGAGUCCAUCUCACAUAUGGGAAUAGAGUUCUGGAGUUCCCACCUAAACGUCCGUGGGCCACGGGAGGCACCCAAGCCUCAGACGGACAAGGAGAAGAAGCCAGAUGCUAUACCCUCAGCCCCGGCCACUGCUGCCUCACAGACAAGCUCCGCAGCUCAGCCUGAUUCAACUCCCCAAUCCAACUCAGACAACCAGCUCAAGACAGCUGCUGAAUCAGACACCGCUGGUUCCAGUCCCACCCUGUUCCAUGAGUUUUGUCCAAUCACGACACGCAGCCCAAGAGAGCUGGACUGUGGCUCCGGCCAGGGCGCCCUCUGUUUCAUCAACCCCCUUUUCCUGCAGUUCCAGGCCCCUUUGUCCAGACAGCGCAUGUUCAAACGCAGCCUCAAGGUUCGGGUUUCCACCGAGUCGUCGACCCUGCUGGCGCCCCCGCUCGCUCCUCCUCCUCCACCGCCUCUAAUGCCAAAAACCAGAAGAAAAAAAUGUAAAGCCCAGAAACAGGGACAAGGAACCGCUGAUCCCAGUAAAGGUCAUUUACAAGGUGAGAACCCAAGUCAGGUCACCCCCAUUGAGGCCCAAGUUCAGCCUCUGUCAGCAGCUGCUGACUUCCAGCUGCAGGAGGAGUGCCAAAUACCGAUGGAGGCUGGAGUCAGGGAAGAGGAGGCUACAGAGCAACUACUGGCAGAAAUGGAGGAUCUCCCAGACGACUCAGACUACAUGCAGCCUUCUGCAAUGGUCAAUUCCUCCCUUUGUCCCUCACUCUCGCCAUACCUCUCCCCAUCUGUUUCUCCCACGGCUCCUCCCCUUUUCCCCAAAGUAUCUCCGUUCCUCUCCCCUGAUGACUCUCCUGGUCCUUCUCCCUCUCUCUCGCCUUAUCAGUCCCCAUGUGCUUCUCCCAGAGCUCCCCUUUCUCUGUCUCCGUAUGACUCACCCAGCGCUUCACCCUCUCUUUCACCUUACCAGUCCCCGUCUCCCUCCCCUAAGAUCCCAUUCUCGCUCUCUCCCUUCACCUCUCCAGCCUUCCCUCAGCUGGCAGAGCAGGCCUAUCAGAUACCUGUUCCUUUUUCAAGACCAGAUCAGCCAAGAUCAGAGAGGGAGGAUGAAGAGGAGGAGGAGGAUGAAGAGGAGGAGGGAUCAGGUACAGAGAAAGAUGAAGAUGACACAAAUAAGGAACUGCGCAAAGAGACAGAAGAGCAGGAAAUGGGUCUGGUUUUAGAAAUGAACGCUGCUUCUCUAAAUGGCACGGACAGCUGCAGUUCCUUCAGCAGCCUUGAGGGGUCAGCAGAGACUCCACCUCCUUUACCACAAAAACAGCACAUCGGUACGAGCCUCUAACGAACAAACACCAUCAAAUAUAACUGGAUAACAUCAUGUUCCACUGUUACGAAGCACUGUGUAGAAUUACUAAAUGUAGAUAUGGUGACAGCAUCCCAGGGUCUCACCCUGAAAUGAUUUAUAGAAUAAGGCAAAACUUAAAUAAGUUUUACAAAACCAAAGAUUUUAAUGGCAAUACUGGUAGUUUUGCACGUUUUAUCUGCAAGUUGUGUUCACCUUUUAUCAUGCUCUAUUGCCAUCCAUUUUGUAAAGCAUACCUCUAUUUCUUCUCACUGAUUUCCUACCUGACAUGGAGCCAUUUGUUUCCUUUUGGUAUUUUCUGAAUAUUAAACUCUUGAAACUUU